GCAUGGAGGAGAAGUACCUGCCCGAGCUGAUGGCGGAGAAGGACUCCCUGGACCCCUCCUUCACGCACGCUCUGCGGUUGGUGAACCAAGAAAUAGAAAAGUUUCAAAAAGGAGAAAGCAAGGAAGAAGAGAAAUACAUUGACGUGGUGAUUAAUAAGAACAUGAAGCUGGGACAGAAAGUGCUAAUUCCUGUAAAACAAUUCCCUAAGUUCAACUUUGUGGGGAAACUUUUGGGUCCACGUGGCAAUUCUCUGAAGCGUUUACAGGAAGAAACUUUGACAAAAAUGUCCAUCCUUGGAAAAGGUUCCAUGCGGGACAAGGCAAAGGAGGAAGAGUUGAGGAAAAGUGGAGAAGCCAAGUAUUUCCACCUCAACGACGACCUCCACGUCCUCAUAGAAGUCUUCGCCCCGCCAGCGGAAGCAUACGCCCGGAUGGGCCAUGCUCUGGAAGAAAUCAAGAAGUUCCUCAUCCCUGACUAUAAUGAUGAAAUCAGGCAAGCACAGCUUCAGGAAUUGACAUACCUGAAUGGUGGUUCCGAAAAUGCUGACGUUCCAGUGGUUCGAGGGAAGACCCCCUUGCGUACAAGAGGUGUACCAACCCCAGCAGUAACCAGGGGACGGGCAGGAGUCACGGCUCGGCCAGUUGCGGUUGGUGUACCUCGAGGGACGCCGACCCCCAGGGGAGUCCUCUCUUCCCGAGGGCCAGUGAGCCGAGGACGGGGGUUGCUCACACCGCGAGCAAGAGGAGUCCCCCCGACUGGAUACCGACCUCCACCGCCACCCCCUGCCCAGGAGACCUAUGGAGAAUACGACUAUGAUGAUGGAUACGGUACUGCUUAUGACGAGCAGAGUUACGAUUCCUAUGACAACAGCUACAGUGCCUCAGUGCAGAGUGGUACUGAUUACUAUGAUUAUGGGCACGGACUCAGCGAGGAGAUUUACGAUUCCUACGGACAAGAAGAGUGGACGAAGUCAAGACACAAGGCUCCUUCAUCGCGGACCACGAAGGGCGCCUACAGAGAGCAGCCAUAUGGCAGAUACUGAUUGUACUGUCUGGUGUUGUGAAAUCCCCAAUCUCCACCAGUCCUGUAUACUGUUCAAAGUAAUUUUUUUCUAUGAACAAUCCCUUUUUAAUAAAUCAAAAUGUUUAAAAUACGAAUGGAUGGAACUCAACUACUUUGUUGAGACGUCAACUGGGCAGAAAAAUAAAAGACAUGUAAAAUUUUGUUAUUUCUAGUCUGUAUAUGAAAAAUAGGUCAUCAAAAGAAAAAAAAAAAAAAAAACUUUGAUUAACUAGUGUUAAACAAACAAACAAAAGUAGGUUUCCUAAAUAUGUUAAUCCAUUCUUUUAACAUAAGCCUCACCUUUCAUUUUAAAGGUUUCCAUAGAAUUGAGUUAUUUUAUCUUUCAGCCAUAUGCUAGCUUUUGUUUUGUUUUGCUUUGUUUCCUCUUGACAACAUGCGUAAAAAGGGAAACCAAUGACAAGUGCAAAUAAUGUGGUAUUCUUUUGUAACUCAAGUCUUGAACUGUUCUGUAGUGUUAAGCAAAGUCUCCUCUUGCUUGAUACUAAAUAAACUUUUGAAAGAAA
Messenger RNA from Chrysochloris asiatica (Cape golden mole), 1587 nucleotides. Its product is annotated as KH domain-containing, RNA-binding, signal transduction-associated protein 3-like. The record is from RefSeq and is a predicted model, not a curated record. NCBI's taxonomy places the organism in Eukaryota, Metazoa, Chordata, Mammalia, Afrosoricida, Chrysochloridae. Gene Ontology annotation, biological process: regulation of alternative mRNA splicing, via spliceosome. Gene Ontology annotation, molecular function: mRNA binding. The transcript has 9 exons. Gene Ontology annotation, cellular component: nucleus. Bases 3 to 1043 code for a protein of 346 amino acids.